Cynoglossus semilaevis (tongue sole) is the source of this 468-nucleotide messenger RNA. It is a transcript of the gene asdurf, whose product is annotated as ASNSD1 upstream open reading frame. The record is from RefSeq and is a predicted model, not a curated record. Bases 122 to 367 code for a protein of 81 amino acids. The transcript has 4 exons. NCBI's taxonomy places the organism in Eukaryota, Metazoa, Chordata, Actinopteri, Pleuronectiformes, Cynoglossidae.
GAGCAACAGGAAGUACCAAGCUAACCCGGAAACACUUGGGCUACACGCGGCUUGCUUCUUCUGUUUUGCUCCGAGUACAAACGGCUUCAAAAGUCUUUAUUGUGAACGGAGUUCGCUCGAAAUGUCCACGAAUAGUCAGGAUAACAAAGACGGUUCUGACGAAAAGUCUGCGCUCAAGGAAGAGCUGAACAAAAAGGUCAAGGAGAAGAAAAUUGUCGUGGACGAGCUUUCUAAUCUGAAGAAGAGCAGGAAAGUGUACAUCCAACAGAGAAACAGCAACGUCUUCUUCUUGGCUGACAGAGGACAAACACUGAGUCACUGCAAAAAGGAACUGGACGUCAUGAAGAAGGACCUGCAGGACAUGUAAGACAGACCCCGUCCACAUCUUCACAGCCAUGUGUGGAAUCUCCUGUCUGUUGAGUCUGUCGCCCGCUUGCUGUGAGUGGGACACGAGGGUUUACGAACAUU